AAUAAAUCAUCCUUCGCGAUCGGAUAUUCUUCCGAAUACAACAUGGGUAUUUACUAAUAUGCAGCUUUGAGUCUGAAACGGCAGUGCUGAAAUGCAAAAGGGACCUUGCAUAGCUUUGCAUAUUACGCGGCCACUCGAGAGGUACUCUGUUGUUUUGCUUCGAUAGUAGCCACGCGCCCGCCAAGUUUGUUUACUAGUCUCGCUUCCCACGUUGCAUAUGUAUCAUUGGCAAAUUUUGCCCGAUCCUCCUCCCGUCUGUGCGAUUUAUCAACGAUGAUUUUAAUUCCUCCCGUUCCCUGAUACACCAUCGAAGUCCCAUUCUCUUGCGACGCGAAUUUCGAUGACAUUCUGGGCUCUCGUUUUAUGUUGAACGAGUGGGGCGGCAUUCCAAUUGUCGCAAUCAAGGAUUUGAGGAUCGGGGAAUUGACGCAUUCCGGAUAACUUUAGAUUGCAUGCCGAGUCACUCACGCAGUCGGGACCGCUAUCGCGGAAGGGACGGCGAGCGGGAUCCAGACUAUACUCGCAGGAAAUACCGCGAGGUUUACGACGACGAUGACGACGACGAUGAUGAUUUUGAUUACCACCCCCGCGAGCGGCGGCGAUAUAGGCGCGACGACUACCACUAUGAUGCACGAAGACACGAGCCCCGAGACUAUGAUGAUGAUUUGAAUGAAUAUGAUGUGGCUGCGGAGGAUCCUGCGGUGCCGCUUAGAUCGCAUGAUGCGGAAGGGAUUCGGAGAGAAAGGUCUAGAGCACCAGGAUCGCCAGCUCCAUCACCGAGCAAGAGGGAUAGGCGCCGCGACAGGGAGGAAUAUAAAAGGCAUAGAACCUACGGCGACUUUGGUAGUCCUAUACGAAAACCUCGGGACGGUAAGCGUCGCAGUCGGGACGGCCAACGGGAGCGGCCAAGCGAGUUGGACAGGGAGGCGCGAAGGCAGAGGCGAAGGGAAAGGGCACGUGGGGCAGCAGCAAUGAAGCAUAAGAGCAGCGAUUCUACAAACAGCGGAUCUCACAUCUUGAGCGCUGAUGCUUUGGCCAAACUCAGCUCUCAUUACCAGGAAGAAGAUCGAUUGGAAACAUCCCAGGCAGAGAACCAAGCUCGGAUGGAGAGCAAACGUCAGCGCAAGCGUCCCAUCAUUGGUGAUGAACCGCAGACUCUUGCCCCAUUUCCUGAAGAGACACCCCGAGGGCAGUCGAAAGGCAGGAUUGUGUCCGGUGCGUAUCUAGAAGAGGGUAGACACCCGGAAAUGGAGGUUCGGCAUCGCGGAGGUGGCGGUCCAUCAAUGGAGGCCAGAUGGCGAAAGGAGAGAAAUUGGGGUGGAAGUAUGGAAGGCUCUGAUGUACAACCGCCAUUUUGGAAGCGAAAGAAAUGGUGGAUUGUGAUAGGCGUGUUGGUCGUCGUUCUCGCCAUCAUUAUUCCAGUUGCCGUCGUUAUGACCAAGAAACACGGCCAUGAUGAUAAUCCAUCAAGGUCCUCAGACGAUAAUGGCGAUUCGCCUUAUACCUCGAGCUUGGAUGGGCUAAGCCACGACAGUAUUCCAGAAUAUGCCAAAGGAUCAGUAUUGGAUCCUUGGACAUGGUACGACACAAGGGAUUUUAAUCUCACGUUUACCAACGAGACGGUUGGUGGCCUUCCUAUCAUGGGGCUAAAUGCAACAUGGGACGACUCGGCUAGGCCUAAUGACAACGUGCCUCCGUUGAACGAAUCAUUCCCAUACGGAUCGCAACCAAUCCGUGGCGUUAACCUGGGGGGUUGGUUAUCGCUAGAGCCUUUUAUUGUUCCUUCAUUUUUCGAAAAAUAUACCAGCAAGGACGGAGUCAUUGACGAGUAUACGUUGUGCAAAAAACUCGGAUCGUCCGCUGCCUCGAAGAUCGAAAAGCAUUAUGCUUCCUUCAUCUCGGAGCAAGAUUUCGCAGACAUGAGAGAUGCAGGACUGGACCAUGUUCGAAUUCAGUUCUCAUACUGGGCCGUGACGACAUACGACGAUGAUCCAUACGUGGCAAAGAUUUCAUGGAGAUACCUCUUGCGAGCUAUUGAAUACUGCCGAAAGUACGGACUCCGUGUUAAGCUGGACCCGCACGGGAUCCCUGGUAGCCAAAAUGGCUGGAAUCACAGCGGCCGUCAGGGAGUCAUUGGCUGGUUGAAUGGUACAGACGGCCAACUGAACAGGCAGCGCUCUCUUGACUUUCACGACCGAGUCUCGCAGUUCUUCGCCCAACCCCGCUACAAGAAUGUUGUUGCGAUCUAUGGCCUUGUCAACGAACCACUAAUGCUCGCGCUGCCGGUGGAGGACGUUCUCAACUGGACGACUGAUGCCACCAAGUUGGUGCAGAAGAAUGGCAUCUCAGCCUUCGUCGCCGUCCAUGACGGUUUCUUGAACCUAAGCAAGUGGAAGAAAAUGCUAAAGAACCGGCCGGACCGGAUGUUACUGGACACCCACCAGUACACCAUCUUCAAUACCGGACAGAUUGUCCUCAACCAUACAGAUCGGGUAAAACUAAUUUGCAAUGAUUGGUACCACAUGAUUCAAGAAAUCAAUACCACAAGCGCAGGCUGGGGCCCAACUAUAUGCGGUGAAUGGUCCCAAGCCGACACCGACUGUGCCAAAUAUCUUAAUAACGUAGGCCGCGGCGUUCGUUGGGAAGGCACUUUCGCUACAGGCGACUCAACCGCCUACUGUCCCACCGCCGAUACAGGUCCAACCUGCAGCUGUGCCUCCGCCAACGCUCCCCCCUCCGACUACUCCGACGGCUACAAGAAAUUCCUUCAAACCUACGCUGAAGCCCAAAUGUCUGCCUUUGAAACAGCCCAGGGCUGGUUCUAUUGGACCUGGCAUACCGAAUCCGCUGCCCAGUGGAGCUAUAAAACAGCUUGGAAGAAUGGCUAUAUGCCAAAAAAAGCCUAUGCGCCGGACUUCAAGUGCGGUGAUGACAUUCCGAGUUUCGGGAAUUUACCGGAAUUUUAUUAGUUUGGUUUUUUGGGACAUCGUAUGUUUCUAGAUUUCCCCCCUUUUCUUGUUUUGUUUCUGCAUAUACUUGCGUGGUGGGCUCGUUUGCAUGUUUUAGUCCGUUCAUUAUCUGAGAAACGCAAGGCCGACCUCGAGUUACCUACUGUAAAUACGUAUUGAUAUGCUAUUUAUAUUAUGAAGGAUUAGAUAGCUUGACCGAAUAUUCAGUAUAUAU
Aspergillus alliaceus is the source of this 3183-nucleotide messenger RNA. It is a transcript of the gene exg2, whose product is annotated as putative exo-beta-1,3-glucanase. Lineage: Eukaryota; Fungi; Ascomycota; Eurotiomycetes; Eurotiales; Aspergillaceae. Gene Ontology annotation, molecular function: beta-glucosidase activity. Gene Ontology annotation, cellular component: extracellular region; cell surface. Gene Ontology annotation, biological process: glucan catabolic process. The transcript is spliced from 4 exons. The coding region runs from base 453 to 2969 and encodes 838 amino acids. The record is from RefSeq and is a predicted model, not a curated record.